AUGGGUAUCAAAAACCUUCUUUCGAGCCUCUUGCUGGCCGCACCUCUUGUCUUGGCACAUCCUGGCAAGGAGAAGGUCCACGCCCACCGCGCCCUUCCCCUCGAACGCAAGUCGCUCGACCACUGCGAGAAGCACUUUUCGGACCCCGAGUUUGUGACGCGGACAGUCGAGAUCCAUGGCCGCGAGUUUGCGAGGUUGCGCAGAGAGCUCGGCCUCGAGACCGAAGAGAGUCCGAAGCUGAAGCCUCGUGACUACAUCUCCGUCUCGAGGAUCGACCACAAGAGCAACAAGACGGUUACCAAGGGGAUGGACCUCUCGAAUCUGUUCUCGGAUGCCGGCGCGUGCAUGCUGAUGCCCGCUGUUGACCAGGGCCCGCUGUACGUCAAGGGAGAACAAGUCAGGAAAGACAUUACCGAGAAGGAGCCCGGAAUCAAGAUGACGCUGGCCAUCCAAGUCGUCGACUACAAGACGUGCAAGGCUGUGCCCAACGCCUACGUCGACAUCUGGAGUUCGAACUCGACGGGCAUCUACACGGGAGUCCAGGGCUAUCCGGGAAUGGGCGACCCCAAAGACGCCUCCAUCCUGAAGCUCACGGCUCUGCGCGGGAUCCAGCCGACUGACGACCACGGCGUUGCCGCCUUUGACGGCCUGUUACCGGGCCACUACGAGGGCCGCGCGACGCACAUCCACGCCAUCGUCUACCUCGGCGCAACCAAGCAAGCCAACAACACCAUAACGGGCGGCAAGGCGGCACACGUGGGGCAGCUGUACUUUGACCAGUCGCUGCUGACGGCGGUCAACAAGAUCACGCCGUACAUGGGCAACAAGCAGGCGGUGACGCUCAACACGGCCGACUUCCUGUUCAUGCAGGGGGCCAACGGCGACGACCCCAUCGUGCGGUACGCGCUGGUCGGCAAGACGCUGGCCGACGGCGUCUUCGCCUGGAUCCGCUUCGGCAUCAACCAGAACGCCAACAAGGCCGUCAGCCCCGCCGCCUUCAUGGGGCCCUCGGGCGGCGUCAUGAACCCCAACGGUCCCGUCGCGCAGCUCCAGCGCGGCGGCUUUGGUGGUGGCGGCUUUGGAUUUGGCAAGCGCGAUGCUGCUCGGCAUGAAGACGAGAAGGCGGAAGAGUAG
Messenger RNA from Lasiosphaeria miniovina, 1134 nucleotides. RefSeq names its product Intradiol ring-cleavage dioxygenase. Lineage: Eukaryota; Fungi; Ascomycota; Sordariomycetes; Sordariales; Lasiosphaeriaceae. The record is from RefSeq and is a predicted model, not a curated record. The transcript is spliced from 5 exons. Gene Ontology annotation, molecular function: oxidoreductase activity, acting on single donors with incorporation of molecular oxygen, incorporation of two atoms of oxygen; ferric iron binding. Bases 1 to 1134 code for a protein of 377 amino acids.